AUGCUCACCCGUUCGUCGUCCGGGCUCGUUCGACGAGUUCCCCGUAUAGUGGCCAGCACGAAACGGCACCUUCUCGUUGGGCCUAUCGACCCGCUGUCAAACCUGCGGCCAGUUGUUUACGACGAUGCGCCCUCUCUUCCUCCGACAAUCAACACAAACAUCCGCCAUCCCUACUCCCUCUUCGAAUUCGUUCCAGCCACCGUACUCCACGAAGACGACCUUGAGCUACAAUACAAGCUCCAGCGACAGCAGCUAGAUGCUUUCCACCAAACGUUCUGGACGGAUAGUAACUUGCGCUUCGAGGCAGGGAAAGCUGCGAUUCUCUCCAGCCUUCCGGAAUCGUCCACGCCUCUCGACAAAGAACGCGCCCUGUCAGACUUCUGCACGCAGUGGUUGAUGCAGGAGGGGCCACGAACAGAUGCAUAUACAACCGAAUGGCGGAAGCGGCUAGUGGGAUGCAUGGCGUUGGGUAUACGCGUCCAUAUACAUCGCUUCAAAUCUCGAUUCGCCAGUGCACCAAAGUCAGAUUGA
Pleurotus ostreatus (oyster mushroom) is the source of this 531-nucleotide messenger RNA. RefSeq lists its product as uncharacterized. Gene Ontology annotation, cellular component: mitochondrion. The coding region runs from base 1 to 531 and encodes 176 amino acids. The transcript is spliced from 2 exons. Gene Ontology annotation, biological process: intrinsic apoptotic signaling pathway. The record is from RefSeq and is a predicted model, not a curated record. Lineage: Eukaryota; Fungi; Basidiomycota; Agaricomycetes; Agaricales; Pleurotaceae.